Anisakis simplex (herring worm) is the source of this 2343-nucleotide messenger RNA. The record is from the annotation of a GenBank genome assembly. NCBI's taxonomy places the organism in Eukaryota, Metazoa, Nematoda, Chromadorea, Rhabditida, Anisakidae.
AUGUCAGUCUCGAGAAAUAAGUCGUCACUGCCGAUUGAUUAUGUACUUGCCUACAAGGUGAAUGAUAAAGAAUGUGAUGCGGUGAGAAAAGCAUUUGAAGAGUUUUACUUGCAAGCGGAUGGAAUCACCCAUUGGAAUGAAGAAUUCAGAGAAAAUGCUUGCAAAUGCUUGCAAGAUGAAGUACUUGAUUUGAAGGCAAUUCUGAGAGCUGGAUUGUUGCUGAAUCGUGAACUUGUUGGUGUUGACUACAUAAGUCAGCCAUUUCAAAGGAAAAUAUCGCACCUAUUCGUGAACUAUGAUGACCCACUGAAGUUUUUUCGAACAGCACUACGCUCAUUGCUGGUUCAUCAGAUCUUAAUUGAAAUUGAUAUAAGUAAAACGAUCAAUGCAGAGGAUAGUGAUGAGGAAAUUGAAUUCAAAAAACGGGGAUUGCUUUAUUUGGCCAUGAAAGGAGCAUAUUCAGAUACGUUCAUAUUGCAUGAUCCUUCUCAGUUGCGACUGUAUUCCCCCCACUUAUAUCGCCUGAGUUUGAGCUCUGAUCAUGCAUUAUCACAGGUUUUUAACCAAUCGUGCCUAAAUGAUAUUGUUCAGGAUGAGCCGUAUUACCGGAAAAUGCGUGAGCGGAAUUACAUUGAAUACACAGAAUUCGUCGAAGGGUUGAGAUGUGAUCCACGGAAGGUGCUCAGCAAGCAGUGGAUACCGUUCUAUAAAUUUCAACCGAUUCAUAGGAUCCGUGAAUAUUUCGGUGAAAAGAUCACAUUCUAUUUCGCAUGGGAGGGCACAUUCCUGACGGCACUUUGGCCCGCAGCUGUAGCUGGUCUUUUAUGUUUUGCUUAUGGGCUAUAUCACAGUGUUAUGGUGAAUCGAACCAAUUUCGAUGUUUGUGUAAGAAAAGAUAAUUUUGGACAAGAAAAAAAGGACGCGUGCACUAUAACUGAGAAUUUACAUCAAAUCGCAGACUUGUGUCUGAAAGCGUUCGAUAAUGCGUUGAAUCCGCAUCCUAAAAAUACGUCCAAUUUUGCAGGAAAAAUUUUCUCACAAGUGUGGAAUCGCAACAGAUCAGUUCUAGCCUAUCAGUGGGAUGCAAAUGAUUACGUUGUAUCGGAACCCGAUAGACCGCAGUUCUUUGGUACGCAGAAAGAGAAGGAUCCAAUAACAGGUCAAGACGAAUGGAUCUAUCCGAUGUCACGUCGCUACUGCAAGCUGAUUGUAUCGGCCCUAAUCGUUUUUAUGUGCAUGCUUGUGGCUAUUGCCAGUGUCAUCGCAGUGAUACUCUAUAAACUGUUUGCAGCCAGUCAAUUCGGUUGUAAUCGCGCGAAUAACGUAAUUUUAUCAAGGAAAAAUUCUUCAUGUGAAACGAAAUUCCUCUAUCCACUUCUUGAAGAGAGCAGCAUUGAAUUGUUUCUUUUAGAAAACCAUCGCACGAAUUCAGAAUACAAUAACGCGUUAAUCGUCAAGCGAUUUGCGUUCCAGUUCGUCAAUACCUACACUUCACUCUUCUAUUUGGCAUUCAUUCGUCCUGAAUAUUAUGGUCUUCAAAAGAACGGUCUGUUCGGUUUCGGUGCCGAUUAUAAAGAUACUUGCGAUUACGGCACUUGUGGCUCAUUGCUAGCACUUCAAUUGCUGUCACAUAUGAUUAUCAAACCGAUUCCGAAAUUUUGCCAAGAUAUUGUUCUACCACUGCGAUGGAAUCGUAAAAUAGCUGCGAUUAGCGAAAAUGGAAGUGAGCAACAAUCACGGAGAUCAUUUGGUGUGGAUGAAGAGCAGGAAAGUAAUCGUCUGGUUCGUGAGUGGAUGAAACCAGAUGUCGGUGACUUUACGCUUGGUGAAUACAUGGAGAAAAUACUUCAGUUUGGAUCAAUCAUGGUACUUGCAGAGUUCGAUUUGCAUGAUCCUCGAAUGAAACGUUUAUUUGAGAUCAUUCCAACUGAUUAUUGUAAGGACGACAGAAUGAUCAUGUUUGCACCAUUAUUUCCGUUGGCACCGUUGAUUGCUUUGGUAAUCGGUCUUUGUGAUAUACGAAUCGACGCACGACGUCUAACGUGGUUCAAUCGUCGUCCAGUGGCAUUCAUUGCUAACUCGAUUGGUAUUUGGAAGGCAAUUAUCAACUUCCUUCAGUAUAUCGCCGUUAUUACAAACACAUUCAUCGUGGCAUUCACAUCAGACUUUUGUGAUGAUUUGGUGUCAUCACCGCUAACUCAAGUCGAGUGCAACACAAGAACCCGAUUGUUGAUUGCGUUGAUCUUUCAGAAUGUCGUAUAUGCUAGUGAAUUCCUCAUUGAGAGCCUGAUUCCGGAGGUGCCGUCAGGAAUUAGAUUAGCACAACGAAGGGUAAUUGAUUAA